CAGCACACAGAGACGCUCUAUACAAUUGUGUGCUUCAGACUUUGUGGUUAGAGUUUGGGGAAGAACCUCAUAUGGGUGUGAUGGUCAGGGGUGCACAUACUUUUGGCCAUAUGGUGUAUGUUAUUUUGCAUGUUUUAUAAAAGUGAUAUAAUUUAAAUAACAAUUAUUAUUAAAUGGCACCAAGCAGUAGGCGGACCCAUUGUGUGUUUGUGUGUGUGUGUGUGUGUGCUGAUGAAGGAGUUUGAGCUUUACUGAUUCUGGAGAGAGAGAGAGAGAGAGAGAGAGAGAGAGAGAUGGGGAUUUUAAACAUCACACAGCAGACCCCAUUAGUCCAGGCGAUAUUCAGCCGAAAUGUAGAAGAGGUGAAGUUUUUAUUGCACAAGAAAGAAGAUGUCAAUGCACUGGACCAAGAUCUUCGUUCCCCUCUGCAUGCUGCUGCUUUUUUGGGUGAUGUUCGCAUCAUGGACCUUCUCGUCAAGUCAGGUGCUCGUGUUAACGCUAAGGACCAAGCGGGUCUGACUCCACUGCAUCGAGCCGCAGCUUCCAGGAACGACAGGGCAGUGGUGUUGCUGCUGAGUCAGGGGUCAGAGGUCGAGUCCAGGAGUCGGCUCGGCGGUCAGACGCCGCUGCACGUGGCCGCCUCGAACCGGGCGCUGAGGUGCGCUGAAGCUCUGCUGCCUUUCAUGAGCAGCGUGGAUGUCGCGGAUCAGAACGGAAGAACGGCUCUGCACCACGCAGCCUACAGCGGAGACACGGAGAUGGUGACGUUGCUCCUGAGCAAAGGCGCCGACCCGAGUGUGAGGGAUAAUCAGCAGCGACAGCCUCUGCACUGGGCCGCUUACCUCGGAUGUUUGGAGAUCGUGAAGCUCUUGCUGUCUUGCGGUGCUGAUGUGGCGUGCAGAGAUAAACAGGGUUACACGCCUCUCCACGUAGCUGCUAUCAGCGGCCACGUCGACGUCGUCAAGCACCUGCUUCGCCUCGGCGCUGAGAUGGACGAGGCGAAUGCGUUUGGGAACACGUCUCUGCACAUGGCGUGUUAUAACGGACAGGAGGCUGUGGCUAACGAGCUAGUGAACCGCGGCGCUAACGUUAACCAGGCUAACGCCAGAGGCUUCACUCCGCUUCACCUGGCCGCCGUGUCCACGAACGGAGCGCUGUGUCUCGAGCUGCUCGUCAACAACGGCGCCGACAUCAACAUGCAGACUAAGGAGGGGAAAAGCCCUUUGCACAUGGCCGCCGUUCACGGUCGCUUCACUCGAUCCCAGAUCCUCAUUCAAAAUGGUGGGGAUAUAGACUGUGUAGAUAAAUAUGGCAAUACUCCUCUUCACAUUGCUGCUAAGCACGGCCAUGAGCUGCUCAUCAGCACGCUGAUGACUAACGGUGCUGACACGGCCAGACAGGGGAUUCAUGGGAUGUUUCCGCUGCACUUGGCCGUGCUCUACGGGUUUUCAGAUUGCUGUCGAAAGUUACUCUCCUCAGGUCAGCUGUACAGUAUUGUUUCGUCGUUGAGUAACGAACACGUCCUGUCUGCGGGGUUCGAUAUAAACACCCCGGACAGUCUGGGGAGGACCUGUUUACACGCUGCUGCCUCGGGAGGAAACGUGGAAUGUCUAAACUUGCUCUUGAGCAGCGGUGCUGACUUGACCAAGGCGGACAUCAUGGGAAGAACUCCUCUGCACUACGCAGCAGCUAACGGGACGUACCAGUGCACCGUAGCGCUAGUGAGCUCCGGAGCCGAGGUGAACGAGCUCGACCUGAACGGCUGCAGCCCUCUGCACUACGCUGCUGCCUCACACACCUUCCGCAGAGUCGACGCCGAUGAUCUUCAGAGCGAUAUGCGAGAUAAAGAGGCCCUGCUGUGUUUGGAGUAUCUGCUGGAUAACGGAGCUGAUCCAGGACUCAGAGACACUAAAGGCUUCAGUCCCGUUCACUAUGCAGCCGCCUACGGCAACAAACACAACCUGGAGCUGCUCUUAGAAAUGUCCUUUAACUGUUUGGGAGACGUGGAGAGCAGUUUUCCUGUGAGCCCUUUGCACUUAGCUGUGUGUAACGGUCACUGUGAGGCGGUGCAGCUCCUCUCCGAGACGCUGGUGUGUGUGGACGUCCGGGACGGCGCAGGACACACUCCUCUGUAUCUGGCUGCUCGGAAAGGCUCCGUGUCUUGCGUGGAGGUUCUUCUGUCGCACGGAGCUUCGUGCUGCAUCCGAGAGCACGCCGGAAAACGGACACCGCUUCACGGAGCCGCUGCCAGAGGACACACUGACUGUUUGUACGCGCUGUUGAGCCGAGCGGACAGAGAUGACCUCAUCGACCUCGCAGAUGCACAGGGGCAGACGGCUCUGAUGUUGGCCACGCUGGGCGGUCAUGUCGACUGCAUGCACAUGCUACUCGAGAGAGGAAGUAAACCUGACACAGGGGACAGACGCAGUCGCACAGCACUACACAGAGCUGCGGCGCUGGGCAGUGUGGAGUGCGUCUCUGCGUUGUUAGAUCACUCGGCCUCGCCGCUGUGUCGGGACGUUCGGGGGCGGAGCUCUCUGCACUUCGCUGCCUCGUGUGGUCACGCCGAGCUCCUGCAGCUCCUCCUCAGCGCCGCGGCUCAGUCCGACCCGCUGGACUCUCUACUGGACUACAGCAGAUACACACCUGCUCACUGGGCUGCUUACCACGGACACAAGGACUGUUUGGAAAUUUUACUUGAAUAUAAACCAUUAAGUAUCCAGGAAGGGAAUGCCUUCACCCCGCUGCACUGUGCACUAAUGAAAGGCCACGAUGCUGCUGCUGAGCUGCUGGUGAAGAUGAUGGGCAUCGAAAUCAUCAACCUCAGAGACGCCAAAGGAAGAACUCCACUGCAUGCAGCUGCCUGGUCAGAGAAAGUGUCCGGGUUGCAGCUGGCUCUGUUCUGGGGGUCAGAGGUCAACUCGGUGGAUUAUGAAGGGCGUUCGGCUCUGAUGGUGGCUGCUGAGAACGGCCAAACGUCUGCUGUCGAAGUCCUCCUCCAGCAAGCCAAAGCAGACCUGUCACUGCUGGACAUCAACAACAACACAGCACUACACCUGGCCUGCAGCAGAAGUCAUGAGAUGUGUGCGCUGCUGAUUCUGGCUGAGAUCGACGAUCCUUCCCUCAUCAACGCUACAAACAGUGCACUACAGAUGCCGCUCCACAUCGCGGCGAGGAACGGUCUGGCCACCGUGGUGGAGGUGCUCCUGAGUCGAGGUGCUACAGUACUGGCUGUAGAUGAAGAAGGUCGCACCCCGGCGUUGGCGUGCGCUCCGAACAAAGACGUGGCCGAGUGUCUGGCGCUGAUCCUCUCCACCAUGAAGCCUUUUCCUCUUAAAGACGCCGGCAUCAGCGUGUUAAAGCACUGCAGCAUCGCUGCCAACCAUCAUCCUUUACCAAACGGCUACGCCAAGGAGCGCCACGGCACCGUAGGGCUCGACAGCUGAGACACACACACACACCUUUCUCACACCUGUAUAACCACAGCCUCUAUAACCUACAGCCAUGUUAGAAAGCCAGGAAUGUACCACUGUGUGUGUGUGUGGGGGGGUAAAUUUCAGUUAACAGACCUGCGCAUAUGCAAAUAUUCACUCCUUUUCACCUCGGCACAUUUAAUUUAAUCUUUUUUUUUUUUUUUUUUUAUGGGAUGGAUGGAUGCAAGAAACUGUGAUACAUACACCUGUCUUUUUUUUUUUUUUUUACCUGAGAUGGAAGAAUGAGAGUUGUCUACACAUUUCUACAAACACAACAAUUCUGAAGUCGCAGCCAUCACUAGCUGUAGCACUAGCUGUGAGUCUCUCCGUUACGUCACCUGCAUCACAUCAGACUUUCAUCUAAAAAAAAUUAAGCAAUUAAAAAACAUAGCAAGGCAAAAGUCUGGUGUGAGGACUAGCGAACAAUUAGAGAGACCAUAGCUCCGCCCUCUUGUUUUCUAUUGGCUCAUGCAUCCGAGAUUUGCAUAUUUAGAUGUUUUGAUAAGCUUGACAUAAAGCAAACUUGUUAAAAAAACAAAAACAAACUGGUAACGGAAGAAAAUUCCCACUGAAGUCACAUUUUCUCCAGGAAAACUUGUUCCGUUUGACGUCUGAUUGAGAUGCUGAUAGCUGCGACUUCAGAAGGUUAAUGACUGUUUAAUUGUUUUUUUUUUUAUUUCCUGAAUAUCUCCAGACGUUUUAGCGAUGUCCAGUGCCUCUGCUAAUAACGAGUGUGUCCUUACUGUCCCUUACACUCUUUUUUAACCUUUUUAAUUAAUUUAAAUGUUAAUCUCCUGCAAUUUUCCUAAUGAAAUGAGAGGAAAACAUCAACGCACACACACACACUUACUCACACACACUCACACUCAACUGUUCAUCAGGUUCAAAUGGCCUCAUUCUUUAUUUAUUUACUUAUUAAUGCCAUGGUUUGCACUUUUUUUUUCCUCCAGGAGAUACCGGGAGUGUUUGUGAAGUAGGGCUGGCCCGAACACCAUUUUUAUGAUUACGUUUGUUACUGCAGUUCAAAAUAUAUCCAGUAGGGGGCGUAUAUGACGUAUUAAUAGUGUAUAUACAGUAUAUGUGAUAGCACAAAUUAAAUGAAAUCACACCAAGAGAUAUUUAUUAUAAUUUCUUUUUAUUAUUGCACAAACCAGAUCAAUAACAUGAGCCUAAACAAAUAACAAGUGCGUCCGAUGGUCCGAUGGUGCGAUGGUGCGAUGUGUAAAGUGUUGUUUAACUAAAAACAUAUCAAUAAACAUCUGUUUACUUUCAGCAAACUUUAAAAUAUCCUACGGUAUGAGAGUCGUACAUUUCAGUAGCUGUGCAACAGUGACAGUUUUUCCGAUAAGUUUUUCUCUCCCCCAUGUCGUGUUUUCCGUCCUACGGCUUUUUAAAGCAAUAAUACAUUUGAUUUGGUUUAAAACAUAUUUUAUUUGUCAUUUUUGUUUGUAUUAGAUUAACUGAGAUUCAGGGAUACAUAUCAACACACUCGUAUUGACGUCUGACGUCUUUGAGCAGUAGUUAUACUUCUAAUUAAGGCUAGAGAAACUAAUACCGUAAAAACGUAACGAGCGAAUACUCGAGUGUUAGAUUAUUCGGGCCAGCCCUGGUGUGAAGGUUUUCCGUCACUCGUGACUUGCUAAUACGAGACACUAAGUGAUUUUUGUGUUUCAGGAUCGCUGCUAUAAUUACGCUGCCUUCGUUGAUUUCUGUUUUUUUGUUUUGUUUUAAUUUUGUUUGUUUGUUUAUGAGCAAUAAUCGUCCAAGUGAUUACACAUUACCUCGUAUUUCUGAACAGCUUUUCUGAAUAUUGGAUCAGAAAAACUGGAAUAUUUGCACAGAGAAAACGUUUGCACACGGCAGCAGUCAAGUGUUUAUAAAAACAAGAAAAAUCGUGAAAUUAAUGAAGUGUGUGUGCUGUAGUUCUGUAACAGAAGUGUUACCAACAUUAGUAAAGAGAAGGUAAAAAAAAAAAAAACAGAGUUUGACCACAGAAGCCCGAGCGCAUGUCUGACUCCACGCAAACGGCAUAAAAGAUAACUCUUCUGCGAUCUUCAGAGGAAUGAGCUUACUCAAAGGUAUUUAUUUUCUGCUUAAACACCACCGCAAUGAUGUGUGUUUAUAAAGUCCUGCCUUUUAGUCUUUAAGCAUCAACUGCAACAAGCCUUGACCGGUGACUGUUACACACACACACACACUCACACUCACUCGCUUAUCUAUUCACUCAGCCACUAAUGCUGGAAGGAGGCUCAGGAUAAACUCUGUAAAAAAGCAGUAGCCCUAAUGAGGCUUUGUGGGAAAACUCUUCCCUAUGAUCAGGGAGGUUGCAGGUUCAAAUCCUGCCUUGGGUCUCUGGUUUUUGACUGUUUAGCAAUGAUAAAUAUACAAAACGAAAGCCUUAGCCAUGUCAGCACCAGCAGCCCUGUGUGUGUGUGUGUGUGUGUGUGUGUGUGUGUGUGUGUGUGUGUGUGUGUGUGUGUGUGUGUGUGUGUUGUUGAUGCUUGGGGUUUGAGGCCCAGGUGGUGGUACAAAUCCUGCAUGAAGAACCGCAGAGCUUUUACAGAUCUGGAUUAAUUUUCAUUUAGUGUAGUAAAAACUAGCAAUAGUGUAAUGUAGUAUAAUAAUAGUAAAUAAAAUGAAAUAUAGUAGUGAUAGUUAAUUAAAAAAAAAGAAAGUAAUAGAUUAUAAAAUGACUAUUGUUGUAUGGUCCAGAGUAGCAUAACCCCUCCUUUCGCCAAUGCAGCAGAGAACCCCUGUAUGAGCCAUAACACGAACUACUGGAAGCAGGUUCAGGAUAAACUCUGUAAAAACACACUGCAGUCCCCAUGUGGCUUUAUGGGAAAGCGCUUGCCUCCCAUUGGUGAGGUUGCAGGUUCAAAUCCUGCCUUGGCUCUCUUCUUCUCUGCCUUUUGACAAUUUAGCAAUGCUAAAUAUACAAAAUAUACAAACACUUGAGCCAGCAGCAGCUUAGUGUGUUAGUAAGAGUGUGUGUAUGUAAGUGUGUGGUAUUGACUCUUGGGGUUCAAGGCUCCGGUGGGGCGAAAAGCAAGGCCUUGAGCCUGCAUGAAGGAACUCUGGGGUAAAAUUAAAUUUUAAUUAGUGUAGUAAAAACUAAUAGUGUAACAUAGUAUAAUAUUAGUAAAUGAGAUAGUAGUGAUAGUUAAUUAACAAAUGAAAGUAUAAAAUUAUUAUUGUUAUAUGGUCCAGAGUAGCAUAACCCCUCCUUUCACCUCCCCCAGAGCCCCAGGUGGGAGCAUCCAGACUUUCUCUCUCUUUCCUUCUCACUGCUGGAUUUAUUGCCCCACCUGGUUCCAGCACCUCAGGCUCACCUGCAGGCAGUCUCGAGCUCGAGCCUUUACACCCUGCAGUGACGCUCAGCCCUCACCUCCAGACCCCUGAGCCACUGGUGCCUUCACACAACGGCCCUUUUUUUUGGGGGGUUUGUCUUUCGCUUUACACCGCUUACACGCAAUGACGUGUGUUUAGAAAGAAAACACCGCCUGGGCCAAGGUUUGAACCAUGACCCUCACACACAGCACACACAAACACACCAACCUGCCCACUGAACCACCAGAGCAGACAGGCUCUGCUGGAACCUUCAACAUCUGUGGUGUGAUGUUACAGGUUUCACACUCGCUUUAGGAAACACUCCCAGGUUGCUGCUGAGCUACACCUGAAAAUAUUUUUAAAUAUAUAUAUAUAUAUAUAUAACAACACUGCAGCAGCAUGAUGGUGUAGUGGGUAGUGCGGGCAUCUUCUCACAGCUCCUGUGUCCCUGGUUUGGUCCUGAGCUCCUGUUACUGUGUGUGUAUCAAACAAACAAAAAAAAACCCCAAGAUUUCUUUAUUAAUGUAUCUCAAAUACGAUGAGUUACUGCAAGACUUAAACCAUGUGCAGAGACUUCGGCAUGAACGAAGCUUGUGGCUUAUUUCAUUUUUGUUAAAUUCACACACAUACUUUUGUAUAUUUUAUUUGGCAGGAAGUCACCUGGGUAGGCAGCGUGAAGCAUUUCUUAAACAAGGAAGUCCAACAAUUCUGUUUACCAGCUUGUUUUUUUCCACAAAGUUAUACAAUCUUGUAAUAAUAUUGUAUUGGAUAGUUAUCACAAUAUCACUGCCUGUCAUUUACCUUCUGAAGACAUUGGAUUUGGAUCCAUUACAACUCCGUUGAUGCGCUUUAAGGCCUGAACAUUGUCACUCUUACUCAUAAGGAGUUAAAAAUUCUGAGAAGCCUGUUGAACAAAGCUGAAGUUGACAAAACAUAUAAUGAAGUGCAUGUACAGCUCUGUGCAAAAGUCUUGGCACCCUAUAUUUUUAGUACAAACUUUGUUAUAGAUGUUUAUUUUCUGACUUCUACAUUAUUGAUUCAGCACAAAAACAUUUUAGAUUCCAAACAUUAGUUUUCCAGCUCAGAAUGAAAUGUUACAGAAAAAUGUUUGUAUGUCAGUAAAGAAAGCAGCAGAUUCCAUAAGAGACACUUUUCAGAUAAAAACAGAAUGAAGGCUGCUGGGUUUCGCUGCAGAAAUAAGAAGCGAGUCUUAAAGUGAAGGAUCGUCACAUCAAAUAUUGACUUUUUAUAGUAUUUUUUAAUGUAGAAACAUUUAAUUUCAUUAUUUUUGAAGCUCUACAGCGUUGCUUUGCAUGUGCCUAAGACUUUUGCACAGUACUGUACAUAAAACAAUUAAAAUAAAUAAUUAAAAUAAUCUGAUAACCGUAACACAAUUACACACACUCAGUUGUUCUAUAAUAGAGAACGUUUGGUGCCACAAUAAUUGGUAUUUCCUGACCUUCGUGCGUAGAAGCGCCGAAUUAUAACAUUAAAAACGACAAUUUAAAAAAAUGACAUUUAGCCAAUUGAUGUGAAUCUGGAAUGAUUGACCAUUCUGUAGUUGUUCUAACACCCUCGUGGAAGCCCCGCCCCCUUUCCCUCAUCUCACAUUUGUAUUGUUCCUCGACUCGAUUUUUCCACUUGAAAGUUGCACGGAUGCGUCGUCGCCGCUUUCUGUCCCGUUAGAUGGAGAAUGUUUUGAGUUCAUCGACGUGAAAUAAAAUCUAUCCAUCAGUGCGCUGGACUUAGCUAACAUUAGACAAGUAUAUAGCUAACGUCAUUUAAAUGUGUUUAUUAGGGAUGACACCGUGGCCAUUAGGCUUGUGACACUGUCGAAGAACAACAACAACAAUAGUGAUGACACUGAAAUUAUGUUCGAAAAUGUUUCGAAAGAGAACAAAGGACGAAAAGUUUUGAUUAAACAGCAGUGCAGACUGUCUGUGUGUGUGCAAACGCUUAACAGUUUCAACAAGGGACAUUAUACAAGUGAGUUGUGAAAAUAUUAUACUGAAAAUGUACUGUGUUUACAUUUUUUUUUGUGUUGCGUUUUUUUUUUACUCCCCGUAAUUCCUGGGACGUCUCAUUACUCCUGUUCGAUUAGGGUUAGGAAUACUAUUAUUUAUAUUAAGCUAUGUGCAAUAACACACAUAUUUAUAUAAAUACCUCAUAAAGGUAGCAAAGCCAGUCUCUCUCUGUGUGUGUGUGUGUGUGUGUGUGUGUGUGUUAGUUAUUGUGUAUAUGUGUACACAGACAUAUACGUUAACAUCCGGAGUCUCAAGUAAGUGUGUGAACGAUGAAUUCCCAACAGCUCAGAGACUCUGAGAGUGGUUUUGUGCAAUAAGGACGGAUGAUUUUCCACUAAACAUCACUACGGAAUAUUUCACUCAGCUAAAGACUCUAAAGAAAUUUAAUGACGUGUUAUGAUUAAAAUUUUCCUCCAAAUUUUAAACAAGCACGAGAACCGUAUUCAUUUAAACAUGUUUUUUUUUUUUAAUUAUUAGUCAACAAGCGUUCUUUAGAUCAAGCCUUAAAUUAUUUAGUCGUUCCAUAUUUUUUACUUUAAAUUAGGUAUUAUAAUUUAAUCUUCGACAAUCGGUAUUUAAAGGGCUUUUAAGAUAAACGUUAUAAGGAUGCAUUUGCAUAUUCGAGUGUGUGUUUGUGCGCUCUUUGGUGUUUUUCCUCUCAUUACAGUACGACUGAAUGCUCCUACAACAUACUACACUCAUUUAUAUACUCAAGGGCUUCUCAAAAAACGAUGCCAUCUUUCCUUUCCUUUUAUUUUAUUUUCUUUAGUUGUGUUUCAAAUACACACACUGUGUUCUACACACUACACACUACACACUACACGUCGGAGUCUGAAAUCAAACUCUGAAGUUUUGCACUAAACAGAAAAAUUCAUUUUUUGGAUUCAGAAUAGAAGGAAAGCACAUUUUAGUAAACAGUGAAACAUCAGCUGAACAAGAUACUAGACCCUAGCUAUCUGUAGCUACUAGCUAGCUAGACAGUUAGCCAGUAACUUUUCCCAAUUCAAUUACAAGAAAGCCAACAAAUCCAAUUCAUUUUUUAAGCAUUACGUUGCUUAUCUUUCUUACCUUUUUUCAUCUGUUUGUCCUCGUCUGCUUUUUGUCGUUUGCGUUUUUCCGCCCGGAAACAUAGGAACGCUUCAUGAUCGCUGCGUCUUCCUGAUCCUCUGACACGAGUUAACUAAUUUAGCUACAUAAAUUGAAGUUUCUAUUCUUUUCACACCACAAGGGGGCGCCCUGUGACUGCGUGAUACGUAAACCUCUUCGCUAAAUGAUAGUCAAGUGUGCUUUUUUUUAAUUUGCAUAUAAAUUUUUUUACAUUAUGGCGCCCCCUUGGUGGUCCCGGAGCCCUAAGCGAGCAUUUAUAGGAAGAAGAAACGGGUUUAAUUUUUUUCAUAUUUGUGUAAAACUACAGCACCAUCUGCUGGCUCCGCCCCUUUCCCAGCUACCUAUAGCUACACAUAAAAAGCAUUCAGCCCUUCUAUGCUUUAUUUUUUGGCGUGUUUUAAUAGUGCACUACUUACUACACUACACACUACUGCACUAUUUUUACUGCUUUAUAUUCAGCUCAUUAUACCUCAACUUAUUAUACCACGCUCAUGAAGGAAAAAUAAUCAGUACUUUUAUUGUAGCUAAUGCAUCGAUGCUCUGCAGAACGCUAAAAUGGCACAGGACCGCAGAUUCACGCUGCGUUCACGCCAGGACGAAACGAGUGGGCGUGGCCUGGCCGGCUUUUUGAGCUUCUGAUUAAAAAUAGUUAAAAACACUUAAAAGCUGCUGUAUCGCCUAUAAAUAUCACUGUCAUGUUUUUUAAAUGUAUUUUAUUUUAGUUUUUUGUUUCUGUUGCUUUAAGCUAAAUUAUUAUUUUUUUUACACUGACUUUGUAUAAUUAUCCAGAAUUAGCGAGAUAAUUUUAAGGCGUAUUUUGAGCAUUUUUUAAUUAACACCUAUGCUGAACGUUGGUAAACUGAGGACUAAAGGUGGGUGAAAUGGUUCAAAAUAUUACACCACGAUACCUAAGGACAGAUUCACGAUACCCAGUGUAUAUCGCAAUAUAGAAUUUUGCGGAUGUUUUGCUAAUUUUUAUAAAUUUAAAUAUUUCAUGAAAUGAAAGUUUUUAAUGUCCAGUUACUUUUUACAGUAAAUAACCAAAUAUUUAUAAAAUCGCCGACACCUGACGAUGAUAAUGACGAUACUUAGUCAAGUGUAUCAUGCUGUUAUUAUAUCACAAUAUCGAUAUCGUAUCAUCGUAUCGUCCCGCCCCCCAACAUUUACUCCAGCAAAUCGUUUGAAAAUGAGAAUGUUGAUUUGAUUUGUCUCCCGUUUAUUUAUUCUGGUGCACUUUUUAAAGAAACAAACAGUUAUUUGUGGGUUUGUUGCUCGUUAGUAUGAACACAGAGAAGAGAUUAAAAUAAACGUCGCAUGCUUCGUGGCCGAAACGAUUCGCCUACAAGUGGAACUCGGGAUCAAGCCUUUUAUAUGAUCGACGUCUGAGUAAAUCACGUAGCGACAUUAAACUGUCAGAGAUAUUUAUUACUGUUUGAUAUUUUAUGUUUCCAAGUUCACACACACAGCUACGUGCUGAUAAUCACGAUAUUCUCUAAUCACGAUAAUCACGAUCUCAAUUCUUCUGUAUUUGAUUUGGCAGGAAGUCAUCUGGGUAUUCGGCAUAAAGAAAGUUUUUUUUUUUUAAAUUUUAGUCAAAUCUGAGAUUCUCAAACAAGGAAAUCAGAUCAUUCUGUUCACCAGCGAGUUACUGAAGUUGUUUUUUCCACCCAAUGAUACAAGUUAUUAUUUCACGAUAUUAAAAAAAGAGAAGAUUCGCACACGUCUGUCGUUCUUCUGAAAGCUCCUGUGCUCGCUCACUCAUCCUGAUUCCCAUUUUAAAGAGAGAAAAAAAAAUUACUCAUUUGAAAAUUGUCUAAUUUUAUCUAAUAAACAAUAAAGUCAGGUUCUGGUGUAAUUCUUUAGAGUUCAUAAGCAGCAUAUUGUUGGAGUCCAACAGCAGUGAUGAAAACAGACAAAUUUUACAAAGCUGAGAAACAUAUAAUGAUGGGAAUACUACAAUCCUACAGGAAGUGACUUUUUAAAAAGUUUAGCUGUCUUUUUUUUAAUGUUUUUUUCUUCCAAAGUUUAAAAAAAAUGAACUUGUCAGAAAAGCGCUGAGUGACUUCCAGCGUUUGAAGUCCUGACCAAUCAGGUCGCAGUUUAGAGGGAAGUGUGAGGAGCACAAAAAGAGCUGCUUUUCUGAAAACAAAAGCAGCAUAAAUGAAAAUAAUCUUCUCUCUGAUUCCAAAAGCAGUUAUUUAUUUAUUCAUGUGCACUUUUUUUUCUUUGUAUCUUUAAUAUAUCAGUACGUGUGUGUGUUGAAUCAUUCGAAGAGGUCAGAGAGGAGACAGAUCUUAACCAUGUGUUUAUAAUUCUGAGUGUGUGUGAAUAAAUAACAGUAGUUUCAGAGCUCCACACACACACACACACACACACACACACACACACACACACAGGCGCAGUAUAGUGUAGUCUGUAGAUGUGGUUGUAUGACGUACACAUGACUUUGCACUGCCUUUAACGAGUUGCCAAAAAAACCAAACAAAAUAAAGCAAAAAAACAGCAGAGGUGUAGUGAUGGAUGAAGAAGCAGUAGGUGGGCAGAUUUGUGGGUGGAUUUGUAGAUGUCUGGACGUCAGAAACAGAAACGUCUGAGGUGAAGCGGAAGUGAAAAAGUGCCACGCUUAACUGGCUGAAAUUUGCACUAGAACAGGAAACGGAGUUACGUGAUUAAUAAAACACGUCUCGCCGCUGAGCUGUGUGUUUCUGUUCGGUUUGUUUUCUUCCUCUCUGCACGGUGGGACGUUUAAAAGUCAAGCUCAGGAUUUUCCUCUCUUUAUUAUUAAUUAUUCCCAGCGUAAGAGCGGAAUAUCUAACGUAGGCGUGUCUCGAUAAUUAGUUAACGUCCGAUAACAGAAAAUAUCAGACGGCUGCUGGAUCCUUUAACGCGGUUUGUGUAAUUUUAAGUGAAUUUAGCUAACAUUUCAUAUCUAUUCCCAACAACAGGAAACCCAUAUAUGAUUGUUGCUAUGGCAACAUCUCAGAGGGCGUAACUCGCUCUGCGUGUUUCUACGUGUUAAUAUUUAAACCGCCGUUUUUAUCCAUGGAGCUGGAGGCGGGGCUUUACUGAGCUCUGUUUCUGAUUGGUGCAUCAAUUUCAAAAGGCUCCACCAAUCACAGAGCGUCUGGUGGAAAUUCAUCCAGCGUUCAACAGCUUGGCGUCAUUAAUUAACUAAUUACUGAAAUAAAGUUAAAAAAAAUUAAGUAUGUAAAGACAUUGUGCCACAGGCAUCAGGAUACAGUGCAUCGUGUAUUAUUCAUUUAUUUAAUCCGGUCUGAAAAUCUUCUCUGCGUUUUUGAUAAAAAACAUAAGCAUGUGAAUAUAGAACGGUCAGUUUUGUUUUUUUAAUGAUUAUUUAUUUCAGUUUCCUGAGUAUUUUAUGUCAGAAACAUUAUUUCAAAGAGAGGAAGAAACACAGCUCCCCUGUUUAUUUUUAAAUAUAUAGUCUACAGCCUGAAAAGAAAAAUACAAAUCGGAUGCACAUACGGCUUUAAUGAAGCGGAAAAAGUUUACAAACGAAAACGUGUCCCUUAAAUACUUGAUUUCUGAAGGUUAAUCUGUCAGGACUGGAUUAUUACGUUAUUUUGGGAAGAAUCCCAUGUUUACCUCCAUGGACGUUUUGUGUCCCGCUUUACUUGAAGAAUUAGUUUAAGGCAAUAAAAACGACUUCUUGUGUAUUUUCUUCUUGUGACCCGAUUAAAGAACCGCACCGAGGAGGAGAACACACCAGGGUUCUGUUCAGACACACUGAACACUAAGCACACUGACUCACUUCACACUCAACCACUCUGUAAAAACAGACUUCAGCUUCUGGUGACGUCUCGUUUAUUCAGUUGGAAAAAACCUUUUUAAUGGAAGCUUUAAUUUUAGACAUCAGCCUUACACACACACACACACACACACACACACACACUUCAAUCCUUCAGCUCAUUUUUGUCAUUAAACUCGGAUUGAUUCGUGUCGUGUGCCGAUCGCAGGAAGUAAGACGUGUUUGGAAAGUGUGAAAUAAAUGAAAUAACCCUGUUAUUAACCUGCAGGCUUCAUUUUUUUAACCGCAGCGUUAAUGUUUGUUUUGUUUUAUACCGUGUGACGCAGACGAUGAGUUUUGUUCUGUGGCUUGGAAUUGAUUUAAAUAAAGAGCUGGUGCUUAAUUUA
Molecule: messenger RNA, 14086 nt
Organism: Pangasianodon hypophthalmus (striped catfish)
Lineage: Eukaryota; Metazoa; Chordata; Actinopteri; Siluriformes; Pangasiidae
Gene: ankrd52b
Product: ankyrin repeat domain 52b
Exons: 28
Coding region: 294-3446 (1050 amino acids)
Molecular function (GO): protein binding
Source: RefSeq, a predicted model, not a curated record